GGGACACAGUGCCAUGUGGGGACACGGUGCCAUAUGGGGACACGGUGCCAUGUGGGGACACGGUGCCAUAUGGGGACACAGUGCUAUAUGGGGACACGGCGCCAUAUGGGGACAUGGUGCCAUAUGGGGACACGGUGCCAUAUGGGGACAGGGCACCAUGUGGGGACACGGCGCCAUAUGGGGACAGGGUGCCAUAUGGGGACAGGGUGCCAUAUGGGGACAGCCCUGGUGCCCCCCGCUGGGCUGCAGGCACUGUGUCCCCCCCCCCCAUUGCCGCCCCCCAGAAGCCCUCCGCCAUCUGUGCCCACCUGGAGCUGUGCCCAGGGCAGCCCGGGGGGGUCCCGGCUGCGUCCCCCCACAUCGGUGCCCUCCUGAAGGACGCGGCGCUGCCGGUGCCUCUGCCGCUGUGCUGGCUGUGCCGGACCUUCCUGUCCCGUGCCGAGGCUGCCGUCCCCAAGGUACGGGGUGCUGCUGCUGGGGGGGUGCUGGUGGUACUGGUGGGGGUACUGGGGGUACUGGUGGGGGUGCUGGUAGUACUGGUGGGGGUAGUGGUGGUACUGGUGGUG
Molecule: messenger RNA, 566 nt
Organism: Meleagris gallopavo (turkey)
Lineage: Eukaryota; Metazoa; Chordata; Aves; Galliformes; Phasianidae
Source: RefSeq, a predicted model, not a curated record